Molecule: messenger RNA, 974 nt
Organism: Planococcus citri (citrus mealybug)
Lineage: Eukaryota; Metazoa; Arthropoda; Insecta; Hemiptera; Pseudococcidae
Product: translocon-associated protein subunit delta-like
Exons: 1
Coding region: 159-668 (169 amino acids)
Cellular component (GO): endomembrane system; membrane; endoplasmic reticulum
Source: RefSeq, a predicted model, not a curated record
UUGCUCUGUUGUUCACGUCGAUGCCGAUGAUAACAAUUACAUGAAACAGAUAAAAAUACGGUAAAUUAAUUCCAUUCAUGAUUCUAGUGUUCUUUACACCACGUAUUAAUUAGUUUUCGUCCAUUCCUACUGAAUCGUUUGGUACCAUUUUACUCAAAAUGUUGAAAUUAAUCGUUCUAUUCGUCUGCGCGAGUCUACCGCCUCUAUACGCUUCAUUAUGCAAAAACCCAGAAAUAUCUUCAGCCUCUACGUACACCACUCAAGACGGUAUGGUCGUAGCCGAAAUCGCUUUCAUCUCAGAGUUCAACUUGGAUUGCAGCAAUAAAGCCAACGGUUUAUCACUUUUCGGCGAAGUUAACGGUAAAAUCCUACCUAUAAUGAAAGUAGACGCUCGUAAUAAAUACCAAGUCAGCUGGACCGAAGAAAUAAAGAAAGCCAGAAGUGGCGAUUAUAUCAUCAACGUUUACGACGAAGAAGGAUACAGUAAUAUCAGAAAAGCAAUCCGAAGCGGAGAAGAUCCCAAAGCUAUUACUCCUUUGACUUCGGUCACGUUGAAUUAUUCCGGAACUUAUCUAGGACCGUGGGUCAAUUCGGAAUUUUUAGCUGCUAUUUUAUUGAUCAGCGCUUGGUACGUGGCUUUCGUACAUAAAUCGAAAUUGUUAUCGUAAUUCCUAUAAGAGAAGUGAUUUUCUCUCACUCAUCAAGUCAUCAUAUUGAUGAUGUACGUAUAUUCGUCUAUCGAAAAUGUGUAAAGAGCUCUGAAUCUAUAUAAGACAUUUAAUCGUUUUGUUGUUGCAAAAAAAAUACGUAUCUAUUUUGAUAUAUUAAAAUCUUUCUCUGUGUAAAGUAUGAUUUCGAUUUCAUCUCGUCCAUAUUGUUGUUGUAAUCUGUUCGAUGUAAAUUUGUAAAAUUUGUUACUAAAUUAUGAUUUUUUUCUAUUUGUAGUGCUAUUAAAAUUGUGUUUCGUAUUUGUA